Molecule: messenger RNA, 1721 nt
Organism: Paralichthys olivaceus (Japanese flounder)
Lineage: Eukaryota; Metazoa; Chordata; Actinopteri; Pleuronectiformes; Paralichthyidae
Product: T-cell surface glycoprotein CD4
Biological process (GO): interleukin-15-mediated signaling pathway; positive regulation of ERK1 and ERK2 cascade; T cell activation
Cellular component (GO): external side of plasma membrane; membrane raft
Molecular function (GO): MHC class II protein binding; protein tyrosine kinase binding
Source: RefSeq, a predicted model, not a curated record
ACAUCUCAGCGACGACGAUCACCUGUGACUGUGAUGGAGAAGUUUGUCCUCAUUCUCUUCGCUGCGCUCGUCUCAACAUCAGGUGCCAGUGAGGUGGUUUAUGCUCAGGUAGGAGAGAAGGUCACCCUAAAGCCUCAAGUGGAAAUCAAGUCAUAUAAAUAUGUGUACUGGAGUUUUGGUAAACAGGACGGCCCUCAACUUGCCUGGCUCAAUCACUUGGGGGGACAGUUCCUCACUAAUGCUACAUCCUGGAAUAAGUUGGCCAUAUCUGAUGUCUCACUGGUCAUCAAACAAAUCCAACCAGAAAACUUUGGGGAGUACUUUUGUAAAAUUACCUCAAAGGAUCCAAUUUUGGAUAUCAAACCCAUCACACUUAUCGAAAUCAAGGUGAGUUUGAACCCAGUCGGUCCUCUGCUGCCUGGACAAUCUCUGACUCUGUCCUGCGAUGUAGAGAGUAGCGAGAAGCCUGAGAUCUACUGGAUGAAUCCCAGAGGAGAGAUAAUGAAUGACACAAAGGGAACAGUCGAUGUGAGAAUCACAAACCAACACCAUGGCAAGUGGACCUGUGUUGUGGCAAAAAAAAAGCAGGUCAAAAUAGAUGUAACUGUUAUUGACCUUUCUCCAGCUCCUUCACUUCCUCAAUACACGUCUACAUCCUCACCCAUCACCAUCCCCUGUUCGAUUCCUACUCAAAUCUCCUGGCUACAGAUCAAAGCUAAGGGUGUGCAGGAAGUUCACUGGCAAUUCUUCCCCGAAACAUCUUCAGGCCUCGAUUCUGAUGGCGCUCAGAGGCUCUUCUCCCUCUCACUGAAAGAUACACUGAGCUGGACCCGAGAACAAGACAGAGAACUGAGUCCUGCACAAGACCCCAAAACAGGAAAUCUGGAUCUGACCAGAAAACUGGGCAGAGUAGAAGACGGAGGAGACUACGUGUGCACUAUGAAAUUUGAAAAUGGCGUGACCCUGAACAGGACAAUACACGUGCAGGUGUUGCAAAUCAUCUCCUCCCCGGGAGAAAACAUCCUCUCUGGCCAGCAGCUCAACCUGACGUGCAGCGUUGGCCGCCCGCUGCCCUCUGACCUCCAUCUCCAGUGGUCCCCACCUAAAAAAACAUCCCUGCCAUCUCUGAAAUCUCAACUGCACCCCACCCAUCUCACCGUCCCAGAAGUGAGCACGGACAAUGGAGGGAAUUGGAGUUGUACGCUGUACCAGGAGGAAAAGCAGCUUACGUCGGCCGUGAUAACUUUGACGAUCGAAACCAAACUGAAUGUGUGGAUGCUGGUGAUCGCAUGCAUCGCUUCAGUCAUCGUGAUCCUCCUCCUCCUCAUCCUCGCUCUCAUCCUCCACAGACGCAGACGUAAGAGAUACCUCAGGCACCAACUCUGCCGAUGCAAAAACCCCAAGCCCAAAGGAUUCUACAGAACAUGAUAUCUCCCAGAGAGAGGGGGAGAGAACAGGACACGACCACCGAUUGAAUUUCUGUCCAGAUAAGAUGGAUUUUUCUGUCCUAUCUACUAAACUGUGAAGCUGUGUUCGCUGUGAGAGACGAAGGUCUGAAAGUUUGAAUCAGAGUUCAGUCAUCGCUGAGAUGCCAGAUGAGACUCAGAAAAAAUAAACGUAUUUUACAGUUGUAUAUAUAAACCUGGUUGGAUUGUGUUUAAUUCCUUAACGAAUCUAAUAUUCAAUUCAAUUUAUGUCAUUGUUUUAUGAUUCUAGUGGCU